ACCAAGCAGUCAAACUCACCCAUCACAACUCUGCGUGUUUUCCAUUUGUUCCGCGCAAUUCACGCCGUGAUCUGUCAGUCUGACUGCCUUUCGCCGCUCUCAGGCCUAACCCUAUCGGCGUUUCUUCCUUGAAUAGCCAGUAAACCCGCGAGCCUCCUUCAUAACCUAAAUAUAAUGGCUUCGCUGGCUAUCUCAGAGGGUCUGAAGGUCAGCUCCGGGGUGUCCCCAGCCUCGUCCUCAUAUGGCACGCGCGGAGAUGUCGCUCAGGUGCGGCAAGCGCGAGUUGCGCGCAUCGGCAGGCGCGGGAAGGCUGCUGGUGCUCGGGCCAUGGCGAAGGAGCUGCACUUCAACAGCGACGGCGCCACCACCAAGAGACUCCAGGCCGGCGUGAACAAGCUGGCGGAUCUCGUUGGCGUGACGCUGGGCCCCAAGGGGCGGAACGUGGUGCUGGAGAGCAAGUACGGCGCGCCCAAGAUCGUCAACGACGGCGUCACCGUUGCCAAGGAGGUGGAGCUGGAGGACCCGGUGGAGAACAUCGGCGCGAAGCUCGUGCGCCAGGCCGCCGCCAAGACCAACGAUCUGGCGGGCGACGGCACGACCACGUCAGUGGUUCUCGCGCAGGGCAUGAUCGCGGAGGGCAUGAAGGUGGUGGCGGCCGGCGCCAACCCCAUCCAGAUCACGCGCGGCAUCGACAAGACCGUCAUCGCUCUCGUCAAGGAGCUCAAGGAGCUCGCUAAGGAGGUGGAGGAUGCGGAGCUGGCGCAAGUGGCGGCGGUGAGCGCGGGCAACAACGAGGAGGUGGGCGAGAUGAUUGCGGAGGCCAUGAGCAAGGUGGGGCGGCGCGGCGUGGUGACGCUGGAGGAGGGCAAGAGCGCUGAGAACAACCUGUACGUCGUUGAGGGCAUGCAGUUCGACCGCGGGUACCUCUCGCCCUACUUCGUCACCGACACCGAGAAGAUGGCCGUCGAGUACGACAACUGCAAGCUCCUGCUGGUGGACAAGAAGAUCUCGACGGCGCGCGACAUCAUCGGCAUUCUCGAGGACGCGAUCCGCGGGUCGUACCCGCUGCUGAUCGUCGCGGAGGACAUCGAGCAGGAGGCGCUCGCAACGCUCGUCGUCAACAAGCUGCGCGGCUCGCUCAAGGUGGCGGCCCUCAAGGCGCCCGGCUUCGGCGAGCGCAAGAGCCAAUACCUCGACGACAUCGCCAUCCUCACUGGAGGUACGGUGGUGCGUGAGGAAGUCGGCCUCGCUUUGGACAAGGUCGGGCGCGAGGUGCUGGGCACAGCGGCGAAGGUGACUCUAACGAAGGACGCGACGACGAUCGUGGGCGACGGCUCGACGCAGGACGCGGUGUCGGCGCGCGUGUCGCAGAUUCGCAACCAGAUCGAGGCGGCGGAGCAGGAGUACGAGAAGGAGAAGCUCAACGAGCGCAUCGCCAAGCUGUCGGGCGGCGUGGCCAUCAUCCAGGUGGGCGCGCAAACGGAAACGGAGCUGAAGGAGAAGAAGCUGCGCGUGGAGGACGCGCUGAACGCCACCAAGGCCGCUGUGGAGGAGGGCAUCGUGGUGGGCGGCGGCUGCACGCUGCUGCGCCUGUCCACCAAGGUGGACGCCAUCAAGGACGCGCUCACCAACGAGGAGCAGAAGGUGGGUGCUGACAUUGUGAAGCGCUCCCUCAGCUACCCCCUGAAGCUCAUCGCCAAGAACGCGGGUGUCAAUGGCAGUGUGGUUGUCGAGAAGGUCCGCAGCAACCCCAACCCCAACUUUGGCUACAACGCGGGCACGGGCGUGUAUGAGGACCUCAUGGUCGCUGGGAUCAUUGACCCCGCCAAGGUGGUGCGCUGCUGCCUGGAGCAUGCGGCGUCGGUGGCCAAGACAUUCCUGACGAGUGACUGUGUGGUGGUGGACAUUAAGGAGCCGGAGGCUGCGCCCGUUGGCAACCCCAUGGAUGCCUCAGGUUAUGGCUACUAGGAAGCGUGCUAGGUUCCAAGUGCGGCAGUAGAGAUCUGCUCUGCUGCUGUUAGUGGCUACCUGAUUAGUGGGAUUAUGGCCUGUAGCUGCAGUGCCUUGCAUGCCAGUGUGACCCAUGCAUGCCUCUUCCAGCCGUGUUACAGUGCUCCUGUUAUGUCUUGCUCUUCCAAACAAACCCUUCAUUGAUUUUUGGCCAAGGUAGUUUGCUCAGUGAGCAUUCGAAGUGUUCGUGCUGUGAAAUAUUCCACCUGUCACAGUACACUUGUGGCCCUAAUCACUACUG
This is a messenger RNA of Closterium sp. NIES-67, 2251 nucleotides long. Lineage: Eukaryota; Viridiplantae; Streptophyta; Zygnematophyceae; Desmidiales; Closteriaceae. The record is from the annotation of a GenBank genome assembly.